Messenger RNA from Canariomyces notabilis, 960 nucleotides. RefSeq lists its product as uncharacterized. The transcript has a single exon. The record is from RefSeq and is a predicted model, not a curated record. The coding region runs from base 246 to 899 and encodes 217 amino acids. Lineage: Eukaryota; Fungi; Ascomycota; Sordariomycetes; Sordariales; Chaetomiaceae.
CCGUGGUCUGCUCCCGCAUACCGAAACCUAAACCGAGACAAAUACGAUAUAUUCGGCACCUGGCCAAACCUACUGCAGGACCAGUGGUCAUAUGCUUGGGUGGCCUGUUCCCGGACAGCCCAUCCAACCUUAUUCCAGCCACCCACUGGCCACAGCUUGUGAUCUUUCUCCUUCAGAAACGUCGUUGCUUUUACCAGUACUACUACCUCCUUGAUUGCCCUCAUCUCCAUGUAUCAGUUUCCAAGAUGCCUCUCCAACCAUCACAAUCAUUCACCUCCACCACCGCCGAGACAUCGCCAAAUCCAAGGGCACCACUUCAACCUCAACAAGUCUCACCAAACUUGAACUCAAGCCCCCAGCCGCUGCCGAACACUAAUCCAACACCCGCCCCAAACCCAUCCCCAAUCACACCACCACCACAGCCAGUCCCAGCCAAAAAACGCCGCGGCCGCCCACCCAAGCCCUUAUCCGCUCGCAAACCACCCGCACCACGCACCAUCAACCUAAAACCCACCCUCCGCCAAGAGCGAAGCUACUCCCGAGACAAAAAGCUCCAAGUCAUCACCUUCCUAGCCCAAACCAAGCUCCCACGCACACGUGAAGGCCCAGCACCUCGCCGUCGCCAGGGUGCCGCUGAAACCGAUGCCGAUCCCGCCGAGCUUGGGCUGAACCCUUCACUCACAUACCGUGACGUGACCCUCAAAGAGGCCAGCGAGUUCUUCAAGAUCCCGCAUAGUACCAUUGAGGGGUGGUGGCGGCGUCGGGAGGAUAUUUUGCAGGGUCAGGGCCGGAAGAGGAAGGGGAAGGGUGGUAAGGGUAAGGCCGAGGCGAGGAGAGUAAGAGUUGGAGACUUGGAGUUGGAGGAACAACGGCAGGAUGGAGACGUGGGGAGAACAUGACAACAGCCUGGAUCAUCCAAAGCAUUACGGAUAGCAAGCCCCUUUCCACUCCUUCCACCUA